GUGGCAGGAUCUGAGGGGAGGAGAGAGGCAGAAAAGACGAGAGACCAGGCCAAGAACCGGCAACGUUAGAAGAAGGUCUAUAGCUUUAUCAUUAUGGCAGACAACGCAGUCUUCGCUGCCAGGCGGUACCAUGACGACACUACGAGGGACUCAGUCUUCACCUACACCAACAGCAACAACACCAGAGGUCCCUUCGAAGGCCCCAACUACCACAUCGCUCCCCGAUGGGUGUACAAUAUCUCCACCUUGUGGAUGAUCUUCGUAGUCAUCGCCUCUGUCUUCACCAAUGGCCUGGUGCUUGUAGCCACUGCCAAGUUCAAGAAACUGCGCCACCCACUCAACUGGAUCUUGGUCAAUCUGGCUAUAGCUGACCUCGGAGAGACCGUCCUGGCCAGCACCAUCAGCGUAAUCAACCAGAUCUUCGGCUACUUCAUCCUGGGUCACCCAAUGUGCAUAUUUGAAGGUUACACCGUCUCCGUCUGUGGUAUUGCAGCUCUGUGGUCCUUGACUGUCAUCUCCUGGGAGAGAUGGGUGGUGGUGUGCAAGCCCUUCGGAAAUGUUAAAUUCGAUGGCAAGUGGGCCACCGCUGGCAUCCUGUUCUCAUGGAUCUGGGCUAUUUGCUGGUGCGCACCUCCCAUCUUUGGCUGGAGCAGAUACUGGCCUCAUGGCCUGAAGACCUCCUGCGGCCCUGAUGUGUUCAGUGGAAGUGACGACCCUGGAGUCAAGUCCUACAUGAUCACCCUCAUGCUCACCUGCUGUGCCCUGCCACUCUUCAUCAUUGUCGUCUGCUACCUCUUCGUAUGGAGCGCCAUCCACUCUGUUGCACAGCAGCAAAAGGACUCUGAGUCGACACAGAAGGCUGAGAAGGAGGUGUCCAGGAUGGUGGUUGUCAUGAUCCUGGCUUUCAUUUUGUGCUGGGGUCCCUAUGCCACAUUCGCCACCUUCUCUGCCAUCAACCCUGGGUACGCCUGGCACCCUCUGGCAGCAGCCAUCCCUGCUUACUUUGCCAAGAGCGCCACCAUCUACAACCCCAUCAUCUAUGUCUUCAUGAACCGGCAGUUCCGCAGCUGCAUCUAUCAGCUGCUGGGUAAGAAGGUGGAAGAUGGCUCUGAGGUGUCCUCCUCCUCUGCCACAGAGGUCUCCUCGGCCUCCACCUCCUCGUAG
This is a messenger RNA of Megalops cyprinoides (Indo-Pacific tarpon), 1164 nucleotides long. Its product is annotated as green-sensitive opsin-2-like. NCBI's taxonomy places the organism in Eukaryota, Metazoa, Chordata, Actinopteri, Elopiformes, Megalopidae. The transcript has 6 exons. The coding region runs from base 94 to 1164 and encodes 356 amino acids. Gene Ontology annotation, biological process: visual perception; G protein-coupled receptor signaling pathway; phototransduction. The record is from RefSeq and is a predicted model, not a curated record. Gene Ontology annotation, cellular component: membrane; photoreceptor outer segment. Gene Ontology annotation, molecular function: G protein-coupled receptor activity.